AUGGCACCAAUGAUUGACAAGCAAAAUGCGAAGAACAAUGCGUCGCUGCCUCUCAUACCCCUCCAACCUCUCCUUGAGUCCUCACCAGCCACCGCAGACAUAGCCAACGGUCUGCUUUCAGCCUUUCAAACAGAGGGCUUUCUCUACUUGACGGACUUUCAAUCUGUCAUUCCUCCUGAAAUGAUUGAAAAAGUCUUUACUCAGUCCGCUGGGUUCUUCGCACUCCCACUGAAAACAAAGAAUGUAUUGGAAUGGUCCGGACCUCGUGCAAAUCGUGGCUACUCCAGCCUCGGGCAAGAAAAGAACAGCCUCGCUUCCACCAAGGAGGGCGUAGGUAUUGAGCGCGAAGAGAUCGGAGACGAUCUCAAGGAGAGCUUUGAGAUUGGCAGAGAGAAGGAAGAAGGCUGUCCCAAUCUGUGGCCUGUCAACGGAUGGGACGAGGCGUUCAUAUUCAGAAGCACCAUGCAAGACUUUUUUAUGCGCUGCAAGGAGAUACACAAGCUUCUCAUGCGGGGUGUUGCCCUCGCGAUGGGACUGAAUGAAGCUUUUUUCGACGGUUUUGUGAGAACAGGAGAUAAUACUCUUCGACUAUUACACUACCCUGAGGUUGCUCCUGGCGGCUUCGCCGGAGGUAAAAGGGUGAGGGCUGGCGCACACAGUGAUUAUGGAAGUAUCACCCUCCUAUUCCAGGACUCACGAGGGGGUCUCCAGGUGGAGCACCCGAGCGGAGGCUGGCUCAACGUGGCACCGAUUGAAGGCACAAUUGUUGUCAAUGCGGGAGACCUGCUCACUAGAUGGACUAACGACCUUAUCAGGAGCACCAAACACCAAGUUGUAGAACCCCCGUCUCCUCGUCCUGAUGGCGGCCAUCCAGCCAGGUAUUCGAUAGCUUACUUUUGUAAUCCAGACUUUGAUCGAAAUAUCGAAGUGCUCCCGGGUACCUGGGAGGGUGAGAAGGGUGGUAAAAAGUAUACCUCGGUCAACAGCGGCGACUAUCUAGUGCAACGGCUGAGCGCAACGUACUGA
Molecule: messenger RNA, 1026 nt
Organism: Bacidia gigantensis
Lineage: Eukaryota; Fungi; Ascomycota; Lecanoromycetes; Lecanorales; Ramalinaceae
Exons: 2
Coding region: 1-1026 (341 amino acids)
Molecular function (GO): dioxygenase activity
Source: RefSeq, a predicted model, not a curated record